Doryrhamphus excisus (bluestripe pipefish) is the source of this 920-nucleotide messenger RNA. It is a transcript of the gene her12, whose product is annotated as hairy-related 12. NCBI's taxonomy places the organism in Eukaryota, Metazoa, Chordata, Actinopteri, Syngnathiformes, Syngnathidae. Gene Ontology annotation, molecular function: protein dimerization activity. The record is from RefSeq and is a predicted model, not a curated record.
CUGUCCUGGAAGAAACUUCUCUUCUCUUUACCUGCUUGCCCAAACAUGGCUCCUUGCUCUUCAAGCUACUCCUUCAUGCAGUACACCAGGAUCUCAGAGCAAGACACCAUCAAAUUGAGAAAGCCCAUGGUGGAGAAACUGCGCCGAGAUCGCAUCAAUAGUUGCAUCGAGCAGCUCAAGGUCAUCCUGGAGAAAGAGUUCCACCAACAGGAGCCCAACUCCAAGCUGGAGAAAGCAGACAUCCUGGAGAUGACCGUCAGCUUCCUGAGGCAGCAGCUCCACCAGCAGCAGCAGCAUCAGUCCACCUCCGGCAGCAAUGGCGGUGACUACAGCCAAGGCUUCUCUCACUGCUGGACGGAUUCACUGCAUUUCCUCUCCGCUCAGCAGCAGAUGAUCCAGAGAGGCUCCUCUCCUGUGUGCUCCCCCAGCAGAGGAACCAGGCUGCAGCAGAGCAGCACAGGUGCUGUGUGGAGGCCUUGGUAGAAUUGGUAGAAGACUCAUCAGACACAAACACACCUGAGGGGACCACCCUGACACCCCCCCCUCACUUUGUAGGAAAUAUGCAUUUCCACCUUUGCUCGUUAAUGUCUCAUCAUAUUGAUGGACGCAAAUAGCAACAGUGCUCACUUAUUUGUCACGUUUCUUUUUUGCAAUGACUGUGAUUCACCAUUUGACCUUUUUUCUCCGUGUUAAAAAGUUGUUUUUGUGUGAUGGUUGUUUUGUUCAAUGCUUCUUACUCCAGUGGAGUUUAUCUUCCUUGAUGUAACAGUGUAUCUCUGCCAUAUUGUGUUGUCCUGACAGCCCCGUGUUGAGAAUAUUUCUCUCUUUAUUGUUGGAUGCCAAAUGACUUGUUUUUGUGUGUGUGUGUGUGUGUGAAUGGGAUGUUACCGGUGUUACUGGUUUUGCUAUGACAUUUACGC